This is a messenger RNA of Penicillium griseofulvum, 957 nucleotides long. RefSeq names its product DUF1183 domain protein. Gene Ontology annotation, biological process: regulation of store-operated calcium entry. Gene Ontology annotation, cellular component: endoplasmic reticulum membrane. Bases 1 to 957 code for a protein of 318 amino acids. NCBI's taxonomy places the organism in Eukaryota, Fungi, Ascomycota, Eurotiomycetes, Eurotiales, Aspergillaceae. The record is from RefSeq and is a predicted model, not a curated record. The transcript has a single exon.
AUGCAUAGUCUCACAAAACUAGCACUCACAGCCUUACUCCUCACUUCACCAGCAACAUGCAAUUCAAACCCCAAACCACCAGGCAAAGACUCCAUCCUACUAUCAAACGUGCAAACUCUAACACUCCGCGCCCACCGCAUGACAAGCGCACGCCGCGUCUCACCAAUCCCCCAACUCAGCUGUGCAGGCCCAUCAAAAGAAAUAUGCAACCUCUACCAACCAGACGUAAUGCGCUGCACAAACCAAGGCUAUGACUACGACGUCGAAGACGUACAGUGGACAUGCACCGCAGACCUGCCAGCGGAGUUUAAGCUCGGCGCAACAGAUGUCAUCUGCGAGGGGUACCGGAAUGCUGAUGAUAAGUGGGUAUUGAAGGGGAGUUGUGGGGCUGAGUACCGGCUGCUUUUGACCGAGGCUGGGGAGAAGAGGUUUGGGAAGAAAGGCGGUGAUACAGAGUGGGAUUGGAAGGGGAAGGACCGGCCCGAGACUGGGGUUCAGAAGAUGAUGGCUGUGAUUGGGAACUUGAUUUUCUUUGGGUUCAUCAUUGCUGUUUUUGCUUUGAUCUUCUGGCCUCUCUUGGCGCAAUGUUUCGGCUGGGGGAAUCGUCGAGCCAGGCCGGACCGGGACGGGUGGGGAGGUGGUGGAGGUGGUGGUGGAGGAGGAGGAGGUGGUGAUGGAAAUGAUCCUCCGCCUCCAUACAGCAGUUUCGAUCCCUCUAAAUCUGCUGGUAGGCAGCAGGGCUGGACGCCCGGAUUCUGGACUGGUGCGGCAAGCGGUGCGGCAGGCGGUGCUGCGGCUGGUUAUCACAUGGGGAGACGGUCUAGUAAUGAAUCGCGCGGCACAAUGCCAAGGGGCAGGUCUGGUCGAUAUGACCCAGGUGAAGGCAGCUCGAGCUCGCCGCCGCAGUUUUCGUCUACGGCUGCUAGUACUGGGUUCGGCUCCACGAGACGUAGGUGA